Messenger RNA from Gadus macrocephalus (Pacific cod), 1676 nucleotides. RefSeq lists its product as uncharacterized. Gene Ontology annotation, cellular component: plasma membrane. Gene Ontology annotation, biological process: cell surface receptor signaling pathway. The coding region runs from base 274 to 918 and encodes 214 amino acids. Lineage: Eukaryota; Metazoa; Chordata; Actinopteri; Gadiformes; Gadidae. The transcript has 2 exons. The record is from RefSeq and is a predicted model, not a curated record.
CAAUGAUGAAUUUAGAAUCAAACGACCCGUCUGAAUCUCGGAAUUACUAAUUUACAUUUUUUUCUUAUUUUCCCUUUAAUAAUCAUGAACCAAAACAUAAUUCAAGGAAGCCUACAGGUAGACUACAGACAUUGAGGUUGGACCCUUGAAACCUGUGUAAAGCAACCCUGUUAGCAUCUUGUGGUCUUUCCAUAUCCUGUGAACCUGCAGCACUGUUGAGCUCAGCGCAGACAGAAGGACAUAGUAACCCUAGGUACAGGAAAGACGGACAGCAUGAGAAAUCUGCUACUCAACAUAAUUAUCAUGAACGUCAUCUUGAUUAAAGCGUCUCCACAGCACAAGGUGGACCAGACUCCAGCAGCCGUGCUGGAAGAGCAGAACAGCAGCAGAGUAAACCUGUCCUGCAAGCAUCAAAUCCCAAGCUACGACAUCAUCCUCUGGUACCGGCGCUCGCAAGGAAGCAACCAGCUGGAUCUUAUCGCGUAUGUCUAUUACAAGCAGCCGACCAUCGAGGCUAACUUUACAGGCAUCUUCUCAGUCGACGGGGAUGGAGAGAAGUGGUCUAGACUGGAGCUGCUGAAGCCGAGGAGCCCGGAGGACACGGGAGAGUAUUACUGUGCAGCCAGAAUGCACUGUGAUGAAGAACCAACGUACUCUGCUACAAAAACCCUGGAGUUACCACAAGAGAGGGUAAAAACCCUGUUUCCUGCUGACGUGUUGAAUCUGGGAAGGGGAGGAGGAGUGUGGAGGGGUACAUUUGGAGGAUACAAGUCGAGCAAACUGCAUGACGGUGUUAACCUCCAUUCCCUAACAUGGGCGUGCAUGGGUUCAUUUAAGUCCAUCCAAGGCAACUUUGAUCCCGUUGUCAGCCAAUGGGUGAGCCCCUCACAUGAGGCUCUCUCCUUUUUAGUAGCUUGACUUUGUGUCAGUUGAGCAGCUAGUAUCGCCAACAGAAUCAGCACAAGAAAACCAUGCCAGGUGGCCACUGUCUUUCUUCAGAAACUCUAUCGACGUGUAGAGUCAGUGCAGUGCUUGGGUUCCUUUUGGUUGAUGAUGUAGUCGUACUUUGUUGUUAAUGUUACUGUUUUAGUACUAUGUUGUUCUUGUUAUUGCAGGAUAAGUUAUCUCCUCUGAGUAUUGCCAUUCUGAUAAUUCCUUGUAGGCCACUUAUUGAUGUAAUGUAGCAUGAUGCACAGGGGAAGACACGCAGACUGCGUUUACCCAGCAUGUUCGAUAAAGCACUGAAUGUUUGUGACUUUUUUUUGUCAUUAACAUCAAAGUAUAUAUAGGAACUAGCGCUGUCAAGCAAUUAAAAUAUUUAAUCACGAUUAAUCGCAUUAAUGCCAUAGUUAAGUCGCGAUUAAUCGUAAAAAAAUUCUAUGCUAAAUAUCCCUUGAAUUCUUUGUCCCAUUCAUUUUUCUCAUUUUAAUGCUCUUAUCAACAUGGAGAAGUGCAUCGUCUUGCCUUGUGCAAAUGUUUUUUUAUUGAUAACAACAUUGGCAUAUACUGAUCAAAACAGGACGGUACAAAAAAAAAGCCUAUAAUGCAAUUAAACGAUGAACAUACAAAGAUAUGCCUUGAACAUAGCAGUCAGGCUACUGCUUCUUUGUUUUGAGGCCAAAAUAAAAAAAAAAACACAGCACAACGCCACUUUGAGUUAGGUCUAGGGUAGGAUU